This is a messenger RNA of Daphnia carinata, 1468 nucleotides long. It is a transcript of the gene mRpS29, whose product is annotated as small ribosomal subunit protein mS29-like. NCBI's taxonomy places the organism in Eukaryota, Metazoa, Arthropoda, Branchiopoda, Diplostraca, Daphniidae. Gene Ontology annotation, molecular function: structural constituent of ribosome. Gene Ontology annotation, cellular component: mitochondrial ribosome; mitochondrial small ribosomal subunit. The record is from RefSeq and is a predicted model, not a curated record. Gene Ontology annotation, biological process: apoptotic process. Bases 107 to 1273 code for a protein of 388 amino acids. The transcript is spliced from 8 exons.
AUUAGUAAAAUAAAGUUGAAUUGGCUAACAAUAACGGAUUUUAAAAAACGUAUUCCUAAACCAAAAGAGCCGUAAGCCCUUAUUGGAACAAAGUUAGUUUUGCAAAAUGAUACGCUUUUCUCCAACCGGUAAGGUUUUUCGGAUCUGGCGAAGAUUUUCGUCAUUGAGUGCCAAUACCAUGCCAAUAACAGAAACAAUAACAGAUACAUUUCGAACUAAUGAACUUGAUCCAGUAAAUCACAAGAAGGAUCAUGAUGGACAUUUCUAUUCAAUUUCACAAACAAUCAAAAAGCAACUUUUUGCUGGAGGAGGAUUACCAAAGGAGUAUAAAGAACUGAGUGACACCCUAAAUGGAUUGUCCAUCAUGGUUAGGAAGCCUGCAAUUGAGCUAAUUACAUAUUUAAACAAAACCAACUUUGAUGCUCCGGUUACCAGAUUUGUGUUGUAUGGAAAGACUGGGUCAGGAAAAUCAGUUUCCCUGGCACAUAUCCUCCAUUAUGGCAGCAGUGCUGGAAUGGUCUUGGUUCAUGUACCGUGGGUUCCUAAUUGGGUUAGGUUCCCUAAAGGUUGCACACCUUCUGCGAUUCAUCCAAAUAAGUAUGAUCAUCCAAUUGAAUCAGUAGAAUGGUUAAGGCAUUUUAGCACACAGAAUGGACCACUAAUGCAAAAACUUCAGUUGCAGACAACCGAAACUUAUACGUGGAGCAAGCGAGAAAUGACAGCUGCAGGCUCCUCAUUAAGCGAAUUGAUAGAUUUGGGUUUGAACAGGGCAAAAUAUGCAACAGAUUGCGUAGCUGCUUUAUUGGGUGAACUAAAAAAAGCAGCUGUAGGCAAACGGUGUCGCGUUCUAGUUGUCAUCGAUGGAUUUAACGCCUUCUUUUCGCCGAAAUCAAGAGUACGAAGAGAAGACAAAUCAUUUGUUUUGCCUACGGAAUUUGCGCUCACCGAUGCAUUCCUUUCCCUUACAAGGAAUGAUUGGAAUAACGGAGCAAUCAUUGUAUCUGUUGAUGCCGCGGCCCAUCCGUCGGAACUGCGCGAGUCUCCUCUUCCAAGAUACCAAUUGGGAAAACAAGGUUUUGAGCAUUUAGACCCAUUUAUCCCAAUCGAGGUCCCCAACUAUAAUGAAAAAGAAUUUCACUCGCAAAUCGACUAUUACAUUGAACGAAAUUGGCUUCAGCAACCUAAAGCUCGCACUGACAGGGGGCGAGCUGAAUUAAGCUUUACUAGCGGCAACCACCCUCUCAGCCUGAUGAAGCUUGUCGCCCCAUACUGAAAACAAAACAAGAAUACAUGUUCUGUCAUAGUUUGAAACGUCUAUUUAACAAAAUAAUAUUAAAUUAAUUGUAUUCAUUUAUGCCGAUAUUUCAUGGUGGUCGGUUGAUUUCUUCUAUUAAGAGAUUCCGGAGGAUCUGUGUCAGCAGGGCUAUCAUAAGCGGUUGCGAUAAAAACACACUUAGCUUUACUUGAA